AUGGCCCGUUUCAGCUUGUCCUUCCUUGCUCUCUGCUUCUUCCUGGCCCUCAUGGCCUCCGCCUUGCCCGCCAAGCGUGACGACGGCGACUUGAACCCCUCUGAUGCCGUUGCGGCCGCUUUCGAUGCUCUCAAGGCCUUUGACAAUCUGGAUCAGAAGCAGAAGGACACCGCUGAUAAGACCUCGGCUGCUCAUGGGGCCAACAUGAAUGAGGGAACCACCACGCCCCAGCCCAUCCCUUCAGGCACUCGCACCACAGUGCAGACGCCGGCCGCUGCCAGCAGCUCUGGUGCCGCUGCUCCGAAGAAGUCGACCAGCUCGGACAACAUGCUCUCGCACAUUCCAAUUUUGGGAGGUGUUUUGGGAGGUGGUGCGGGUCUGGGCAGCCUCCUGCCAACUCGGUGA
This is a messenger RNA of Aspergillus thermomutatus, 405 nucleotides long. RefSeq lists its product as uncharacterized. NCBI's taxonomy places the organism in Eukaryota, Fungi, Ascomycota, Eurotiomycetes, Eurotiales, Aspergillaceae. Bases 1 to 405 code for a protein of 134 amino acids. The transcript is spliced from 2 exons. The record is from RefSeq and is a predicted model, not a curated record.